CCGGUUGUCGGGGCUCCGCCCAGGCUGGUCGUGCCCGCGGGUGUCGGGAGUGCGCGGCUCCGGCCUGUCUGCUGGCAGUGAUAGGGGUGAAGAUGGCGCCGGGCGGAUGGAAAUCCUAAUGACAGUCUCCAGGAUCGCUUCUAUCUGUACCAUGGGCGCCAAUGCCUCGGCUUUAGAGAAAGAGAUUGGUCCGGAACAGUUUCCAGUGAAUGAGCACUAUUUCGGUUUGGUAAAUUUCGGAAAUACCUGCUACUGCAACUCUGUCCUGCAGGCACUUUAUUUUUGCCGCCCUUUUCGAGAAAAAGUUCUUGCCUACAAAAGCCAACCCAGGAAGAAGGAGAACCUCCUCACCUGCUUAGCCGACCUCUUCCACAGCAUAGCCACACAAAAGAAAAAAGUGGGAGUCAUUCCUCCGAAGAAGUUCAUUACCCGGUUACGGAAAGAAAAUGAACUUUUCGACAACUACAUGCAACAGGACGCUCACGAGUUCCUGAACUACCUGCUCAACACGAUAGCCGAUAUACUACAAGAAGAGCGAAAGCAGGAGAAACAAAAUGGCCGCAUGCCCAACGGAAACAUUGACAACGAGAACAAUAACAGCACACCGGACCCCACCUGGGUACACGAGAUCUUUCAGGGAACGUUAACUAAUGAAACCAGAUGUCUUACGUGUGAGACGAUAAGCAGUAAAGAUGAAGAUUUUUUGGAUCUUUCUGUAGACGUUGAACAAAAUACAUCGAUCACACACUGUUUAAGGGGUUUUAGCAACACGGAGACCCUUUGUAGUGAAUAUAAAUAUUACUGUGAAGAAUGUCGCAGUAAACAGGAAGCACAUAAAAGGAUGAAAGUAAAAAAGCUGCCUAUGAUUUUAGCUCUUCACCUAAAGAGGUUCAAAUACAUGGACCAGCUGCAUCGAUACACAAAGCUCUCCUACCGAGUAGUCUUUCCUUUAGAACUUCGACUUUUUAACACUUCGGGAGAUGCCACCAACCCAGAAAGAAUGUAUGACCUUGUCGCUGUGGUCGUCCACUGUGGAAGUGGUCCAAACAGAGGACAUUAUAUUGCAAUAGUGAAGAGUCAUGACUUUUGGCUGUUGUUUGAUGAUGACAUUGUAGAGAAAAUUGAUGCACAAGCUAUAGAAGAAUUCUACGGGUUAACAUCAGACAUCUCUAAGAACUCUGAAUCUGGGUAUAUUCUCUUCUACCAGUCUCGUGACUAAAAUGAGAACUGUGACAAAGACAUACAUUCUGCCUCAUUUCUUCUUUGUACAGUUGGGACAAGGAGAAAGCACUGAUAACUAGAUAUGUAUAUAUACGUACACAUAUAUGGCUAGAUAUGUGUAUAGGUUAUGUAUAUACGUAUCUCAAGCUACAGACAAGAGAAGAAAAUACAUUGGAGUACUGGGAGCUCAGGGGGGCAUUAGCGCAGUUUGCACACGCCGAAGCAAAGAACACGGAUCAAGGAAACAAAGAAACUCAUAUCUGGAGAAUUGAUUUAUUUGCUCUCAGGAAUCACACUCACCAUACAGUUCCAUCACUACUACUGCUCUACCAGACUCUUCACCAUUGGUGGAUUGGACUUCCAGUCAUAGAUUAUCGUUGUCCGUCAUAUUAUUUUAGCUAGCUAUAAGAUGCGUGGAGUGUUCCUGAAACCACAAACAGAAGCCUGUGCAUUUCCACACUGUCCAUUCUUCACCACAAGCAAAAAUAUAAAAAAAAAAAAGGAAACGCUGUAUAAAAAAAAAAGAUAAAAAAUAGAUAUAUAUAUUUAUAUAUAUUUGCGCCCAGCAACCGCAAUUGCCUUUCUUUAAAAGGACAGUAAAGAUGAGCCCGAGUCAGGUGGUUGAAUGCCUGCAGAAGCCUACAGCGUAUGUUCGGAUGAUAAGCUUGGGAUCAGUAAUGGGUGUAACACCCCCCUUUCUCCUACUUUUUUUUUUUUCUCUUUUUUUUGGGGGGGAGCAGUGGAGGUGCAAGAAAUAUUGAUAAUUUAUUUUCGCACAAAUGUUGAAAUGUUGGCGCCUACGGUUGGAAUCAAGGUCUUAUUUUCUAGCUGAAAAUAUAGUCACAAAAUUUAAUGUAAAUUUGUUGUUUAAUUUAUUGGUCGGAAGAUGGCAGAGGCACAUCAUAGUCGUUCACAAGGAGUUAAAAAAAAAAAAAAAAAAUAUGAUAGAUAUCUAUAUACACACGGGAAAAUUCCUUCAUUUUGGCAAAAUAAACCCGGCAGCUCUUUCUGUCAUGUCUGUUUUAGUCAAAUGCUACUAUUUGCAAUUCUGCAUUGUCUUGUCUUAGAGCUUUGCAUUAAAACGUUCCUCUGUUACUCUUCCUGGAAAUGCAUGAACAAAUUAACAUCACAUUGUUAGCAUUCUAAUUAAGCAUCCACUAUGGCAUUGUCCAGUUUAAGCUGACUGGGACAGAUAGAGGACAGUUUUCCCCAAUUAAUGGCUCUUCAGUUGUUGCAAAACUACAGCGCCCAUCAUGCCCUGACAGCCUGCGGCUGUCAGGGCAUGAUGGGUGCUGUAGUUUUACAACAACUAGAGAGCCACAGGUUGGAAAACAGUGUUAUAGACCAUGAUAGGAAAGUCAAUGGCUUUCAGGGCAUGAUGAGAGUGGUUACACAGUUUAGGGUGGUGUCACAUGUAGCGUAUCCCCAGCGUGUUUCACGCAGGACACGGUUGCAGCAGGGAUCUCACUCUAGUGACGGUCAUUGGCGCACCUGCAGCGUGAAAAACGCUACGGAUGCACUACGUGUGACCCUACCCUUAAAGAGGGUCCUCUACAACGCAUCCUCUAUUCAACAGCCUCCAGCUGUUAUAUAAACUACAACUCUCAGCAUGGACAGACAGCCUUUAGCUGGAGGCAUCCGCGAUGGGAAGCACUGCCAUAGACAAAAGGCGCUGUGCCGCGCAUGCGCAACUUGCCUCUCCAUUAGCAACCAAAACCUUGUCCCAGCAGUUUCACCCUGUCUCAAUUUUAAACUUAGAGGAUAAGUACUAUAGGAUUAAAGGCAUAUUUUAUGUUACAAUUCCAGGAAGAAUAGCAAAGGGACGUCAUGAUACGGAGAUUUAAAGGGGUACUCCACUGGAAAACAUUUUCUUUUAAAUCAACUGGUGCCAGAAAGUUAAACAGUACUUUUUAGAUGAUGUAUACUACAGAGGAAGUUCUUUUCUUUUUGAAUUUCCUUUCUGUCUGACCACAGUGCUCUCUGCUGACACCUCAGUCCAUGUCAGGAACUGUCCAGAGUAGGAUAGGUUUUCUAUGGGGAUUUGCUCUUACUCUGGGCAAUUCCUAAAAUGGACAGAGGUGUCAGCAGAGAGCACUGUGGUCAGACAGAAAGGAAAUUCUAAAAGAAAAGAACUUCCUCUGUAGUAUACAGCAGCUGAUAAGUACUGGAAGGAUUGGGAUUUUUUAAUAGAAGUAAUUUAUAAAUCUGUUUAACUUUCUGGCACCAGUUGAUUUAAAAGAAAAUGUUUUCCAGUGGAGUAUGCCUUUAAGAAAGAUGCUUUAGAAUCGUUCUAUCAUUAGGAAAGAUGACAGGUUCCUUUUUAACCAGAUCUGGUAGGUGCAGAAUGAUUAGAUUUUCUGCAUUAUGAGAAUUAAAGAAAAUAAUGUAAAAAAUUGGUUUGUAUGGGUGUUUUUCAGCACAAAAAUUGCUAAUAUAAAAUAUGCCACUAUAAUUUAAUGUUUUCAAUCUAUGGAGUCUAAUGUCUUUCUAUGCCCAGACCACUUGUUCUGAUCUUCCAUAUUAUUUGCACACAAGAAUUUCUUGCUUAUUGGAUGCCCAAUAUAAGGAAUUUUACUGAGUUUUAUGUAUAUCUGUAGGUAUAUGUGUGACCUAUAUGUACUCACACAUAUAUCUUACGCUCAAACAUACAUGCAGUGUGUUUGGGAUCCCUUUUCAGUGGGAUUUACGUGUAACAAAGAUGGUGAAAAGAUAAAUCUGUGUUGGUAAAUGUGUGCUAUGUUCUAGGUUACGCUAGUUCAUGACUUCUUACAUUCUGAGAUGCUGUUUCUAUGCUGAAUUACGUACCAAAGUUAGAGUUGUCAGCCUUUAUUACAUCAGCUGUUAAUACGUAGCCAUUGGACUUACAUGCUGGGAAGUACUGUUCGCUUUGGCUGCGGUGAUAGGAGCCUGACUCCCCCCAUGGUAGCCGCAUACACUUGUGGCACUAGAAUUUUGUACAUUUUGCAUAAUGUGUUUACUCUUUUUCUUAUGAAUCCCUCUGUAUUCUGCUACAUUUAAAGGGAAACUGACAGCGGAUUCACCUGCACUAAAAUACACUGGUUUAUAGUGUGGAUGAAACUGAUUACAAUGAGGUAUCACUUCCAAGUCCAAGAUACCGGUUCCGGAGAUACCCGUUUUAUUAUCUGGAAAUGGACUGCUUUGCCCAUUGGAGGUGGGACCCGGCAUACCCAACUCUCCUGCCUCUGUCCCCUCUGCACAGAUAUACCUGCCCACCUUGCACUCGCAUGGAUGGAAUACAAUGAAUAGUGAUAAGCUGGGUGUGCAUAUCGGCGCAGAGGGGACAGAAGUAGUAGUUGGGUAUGCCGACUCCUGCCACCAUUGCAUAGGACCUGGCCAUUUCUAGAUUAGCAAUGCUUGCUAAUACAAUGGGUAUCACCGGAACCUCUAAUCCGGGUAAGAUGUACCUCAUUGUAAUCCAGCUCACCUGCACUGUAACCCGUGUAUUGGGUUUAGUGCAGGUGAACCUGCUCUCUGUUUCCCUUUAAGAGACCACCACUGAAAAACAUCAUGAGAACAUUGUGAAAUGCAACUUUACAAUGAGUAUCCACCUUCUUAAUAUUUUAUCUAAGCCUAAAUUCACAUUGCUGUUCUGAGUCCGUUCGGCUCCUUUUUUUUUUUCCACCUAACUAACCCAACCAGGUCCCGGCAGAUCCCAUUGACUUGAAUGGCGUCCGUCUGGAAUUCGGUAGUUUAUUGGAGAAAAAAAAAUGCAUGCAUGCCGCUAAACUCUCGUUCCGACUGAUUUGGUGAUGGAGCUCCAUAUAGCGGAGCACGAUGGCAAUGUGAACAAGUACUAAAACUGAACUGUUCAUUAGUAUUGAGCCCUCUUGACUGUCGCAUGUAUAGUACAGGGAGUGGAGUAAAAACAUACCCAAGGUUUAUGGUCAUGUAGGUUGCAUGCACAGGAAAUACCUCCUUUUAGUAUCCCGAGCAUCUUAAGAGCCUAGGAGGUGCACUUUUCAUGCUAGGUGCUUAGGAGGUGGACCUUUCAUGCUAGGUGCCUAGGAGGUGGACCCUUUUAUGCUAGGUGCCUAGGAGGUGGACCCUUUUAUGCUAGGUGCCUAGGAGGUGGACCCUUUUAUGCUAGGUGCCUAGGAGGUGGACACUUUUAUGCUAGGUGCCUAGGAGGUGGACCCUUUUAUGCUAGGUGCCUAGGAGGUGGACCCUUUUAUUCUAGGUGCCUAGGAGGCGGACCCUUUUAUGCUAGGUGCCUAGGAGGUGGACCUUUCUGUAAACUGAGCACUUCCCUGGCCACUCCUCCUCAGUGUUGAGUGACAGCUGUAGUAUCCAAUCAGGAGACUAUUAUGGGCUGAGAGGAGUGGCCGCAGAGCUUUUGACACUUUUUUUAAUAAGACGUCUGCCUUUCAUGCUAAAAGAUAAUUUCUGCAUGAUUAUAAGGCUUUGUUCACAUUCUAGAAUUUGUGCAUGGAAUUUUUCAUUAAAAUUCAGCAUGAAUUUAUAGCCAAUACACUUCAAUGGGAUUCCCAUUCAUGCAGAAGAAUUUCUGCUGCAAAAUUUCCGCUGCAGGAAUUCCUUUCGAUGUGAAUGGACAAUUUACUGCAGAAUUUUUAUGCAGAAUUCCGUGCAGAGAUUCUGCUGUGUGAACGUAGCCUAACUAGGUACCUUUUUAUUCCUUUCUCUGGACUGAAAGGGAAACGGUCAUCGCUUUAGAUCAUUAUUAUAGACAAAUAUUCGGUGCUUAUUCAUUUCUUCAAGGGGUUUUUCCAUCUUUGCCCCCUUUCUAAAUUCGCCCCCAAGUAUCAUGGUCCCUGUUUCCUACCAGGCCAGGGCCAGAACUCUUUAUUUCUGAUAUAGAGCAUCAUGGAUUCAGCUUUUACAGCAGUGUUUUCCAACCAGUGCGUCUGCAGCUGUUGCAAAACUACAACUCCCAGCAUGCCCGGACAGCCGAAGUCUGUCCGGGCAUGCUGGGAUUUGCAGUUUUGCAACAGCUGGAGACACUCUGGUUAGGAAACACAGCUGUAGAGAAUAAAUGGAGCACUGGCUUGCGCCUAUUCUAGGGAUAACUUUUAUCAUGUGAGAACCCUUAUAAGAAGUUACUCUGCACAGAAUUGGGAAUUUGAAAAGAAGAAAUGGUAUUGGAGGGUGGACCAUAUACGUUCAGUGGAACAAAAAAAAAUUAAAAAGCAAUUUUUGGGUGGAAGGGUGCAGGAACAAAACUGAAAGUUAUGAGCGACCUGGUAGGGAGACAGCAUAGUAAGAGGAGAUAGGCUUUAAGGUUCCGAAAACUUAAAUGCUAAAUGCUGGUGCAAGGUUAAUGUUUCCUUUAAUGCCGGGCCUAGUAAGUUUAUGCAGAUCAUGUUAUUUUUCCUUAGAUUACUUUAUAACGCCUAAAAAGAAUAGCUUAAAAAUAAUUUUUUUCUUUUUGUAAAGCAUUUCCUAUCAGUAGAAUUUUUUUUGGCAUAGAUCUGUAGGAUAUAUGAAACUUUGUAAUAUAUCCUAUCAGGGGAGGGAAAGUGUCCUCUUCCUUGCCUUCCAGCAGUCUUUAGUUUCCCUUUUCCUGUUUGAAGGAUCUCUAAAAAUAUUGAGGCAGGGUUCAUACUGAGGAAUUUCCAAUUUCUUUGAAAUUCCACUUGGAAAUUCCACUGCAGCAGAAUCCCAUCCCAACAGAAUAUCGGCGACAGAAUAUCCACCAUGAUACAAUGAUCUUAUCACUCUUUCGGGGGGAUACAGCGACGUCUAUUGGGGCGGCAAUGUUUGCGCAGUCCUAGAGCUAACAUUCCGUCGGCACAGGCCGCUCCAGCUGGAAAAAUUCUGUACGGAGAUUCCUCAGUAUGAACCCUGCCUUAGCGAUGUCACACGGCGAAAUCUGUGGAAUAUAUUCGCCCGUAAAACACGGUUGGAUAUUCUGCACAUUUGCUUGAUUUGGCAGCUCUAGGACCGCCUGGAAAUGUCUUCAUAGACGGCAAUGCAUUUCCAAGCGGAAUCUGUAUUUCUGAUGUCAAAACGUCUUCUGGAGACAUUCCGACACGUGCAGUGCAGCAGAACCCCAUUGAAAUUAAUGGGACUCUGCUGCAGUGGAAUUUCCAAGUGGAAUAUUCCUGCAGAAUUGCACUCGGAAAUUCCGCCGUGUGAACAUAACCUUGGAGCUGCAGGAAAUGCAUUUACAAAACCAGCAAGAGGAAAAGCAAAAAAGUAUGUGAAAUAUGCAGAUAAGUCAUAUUUCUGGCCGCACUACAUCGAAUAUAAAUCUACAGCUGCCAAAGCAGGGUUGUGAUUUUUUCUUUUGUGUAACUAUAGGUACUGUUUGAAGUGGUUGUGCAGGAUUAAAAUAGAGUUUAGAAUUAUUAAAAUUUUUAUACUUCUUUUUCCAGAAGCUGUGACACUUUUGUCCAUGGCCAAUUUCUAGUAUUACAGCACAGCACCAUGCGACUGAAUGAGGCUGAGCUGCAAUGCAAAAAUAAGGCACUGUGUACACUAUGAGAAAUCCACUUAAUUUAAUCGGCGCUAUGACCGCGCAGAUACGCGCCGUCCCCAUUGACGGCAAUGCAGUUCCGUGCGGUAUUCUGGCAAAAGGAGGAACAGAAUGAGUACAAAAUUGAAAGCAAUGGGAGGCUGCUGCAUCAGAAUCUUUGCACAAAAUUCCGUAUUGUGCUUUGGGCCUUAAAGGGGUACUCUGAUGGAAAACCCUUUUUUUUUUUUUAAACAACAGAUGCCAGAAAGUUAAACAAAUCUGUAAAUUGCUUCCAGUACUUAUCAGCUGCUGUAUGCUCCACAGGAAGUUGAGUUGUUAUUUUCUGU
This is a messenger RNA of Hyla sarda, 8001 nucleotides long. RefSeq names its product ubiquitin specific peptidase 12 (gene USP12). The record is from RefSeq and is a predicted model, not a curated record. Lineage: Eukaryota; Metazoa; Chordata; Amphibia; Anura; Hylidae. Gene Ontology annotation, biological process: protein deubiquitination. Gene Ontology annotation, cellular component: nucleus; cytosol. Gene Ontology annotation, molecular function: cysteine-type deubiquitinase activity; cysteine-type endopeptidase activity. Bases 107 to 1219 code for a protein of 370 amino acids. The transcript is spliced from 9 exons.